AUGUUUGUCUCUCUCUCAAAAAAUAUUGUGCGCUGCAGACCGCUGGUACGAGCCUUUGCUCGAAAACCCGAUAUUCCUACCAAAUACAAUGUACUUACCAUUCCGUGUCUAAAGGACAAUUUUUGCUAUGUUUUGUCGACAAUGGACACAAAGAAGUGUGUGGUGAUCGACCCCACUGUUCCCACAUUUAUCGAAGAUGCUAUCUCUAUGGGUGGCUUUGAACUGAAAGCUCUAUUUUCUACACAUCAUCACAUGUUAGAAAUUGUUUUUUCCCUAAUUUGUAGAAAGCAUGUUUUAGGAAUGGGUGAAGUGCUUUCCAAGCACCCUUCGAUCCCAAUUUACGGUGGUUACCACCCCGAUGUGGCUUUCGUUUUUCUGUUUUUUAUGUAGACGAACCCAGCAGUCGAGCGAAUUCUCAAAGACGGGGAUGAAGUCCAAUGCGACGAAUUUUCUUUUAAAGUCAUCGGAGCUCCGUCCCACUCUCCCGACAGCCUCAUCUACGAAUUCACCGAAGAAAACGGCUAUCCAUUCCUCUUCACAGGCGACUCUGUGAAUAUGGGAGGCGUUGGCUAUGUCCUGGAGGACCAGAUCGAUAGUCUCUACCAUCUGAUCUACGAUGUGCUAAUGAACUAUCCAGACGAGACGUGUCUCUUCCACGGCCAUGAGAACGCGGAGCAGAUGCUGAAAUUCGGCAGAACGAUCGAGCCAUCGAAUCGUGAUAUCAAGAAUCUGCA
Blastocystis hominis is the source of this 734-nucleotide messenger RNA. RefSeq lists its product as hypothetical. The coding region runs from base 1 to 390 and encodes 129 amino acids. The transcript is spliced from 2 exons. The record is from RefSeq and is a predicted model, not a curated record. Lineage: Eukaryota; Bigyra; Opalinata; Blastocystidae.